UGCUGCAAUGUUGGAUUUGUAUGUGGAAAUCUUGAAGCAGCUUUUGAAAGAGGAACUCUACCCAGCUGAUAUUGCAGAUCUCUGUUUUUCCAUAAUGCCAGGUGAUAAGGGCAUUAUACUGAAGUUCAGUGGAUACAAUCAGAAGUUACAUUUGCUGUUGGAAGCUGUAAUUAAUCACAUGGCAGAAUUUGAAAACAGUCUGACACCUAGCAUUUUUGAAGCACUGAAGGAAGUUCAAGGUAGAUAUUAUUACAACAGCUGCCUGAAGCCCAAGAGACUUGGCCAGGAUUUGCGAUUCUCAUUACUCACUCAUGUCCAUUGGAAUGCAGUUGACAAGCAUGCUGCCACAUCGAGGAUCACAGUUUCCAUGGUAAAGGCAUUUGCAAGACAUUUUGUGGAGCAUUUGUACAUAAAAAGUCUUGUCCAAGGAAAUAUUAGUGAACAGCAAGCAAUUGAUGCCUGUAAGAACAUUGUAGAUAUCCUGAAAUGUUCCCCUCUUCUACCCAACAAAUACCCACAGCUUCGAGUGAUGCAGAUCCCACUUGGUGAACAUUGUUGCCGUGUAAAGUCUUUCAAUUCACAAGACCCCAAUAGCUCUGUAACAAACUAUUAUCAGUCUGGGCCUAUUUCUAUCAAGAGUUUGUGUAUUGUUGAUCUUCUCAUGUUGCUAAUGGAAGAACCAGUCUUUGAUGUUCUUCGCACGAAGGAGCAGCUGGGCUACCAUGUGUGUUCAUCUGUAAGAGAUACAUUUGGCAUUCUUGGUUUCUCUGUCACUGUGAACUGCCAGGCUGGAAAGCACAGUGUGGGUCAUGUUGAUGCCUGUAUUGAAGCUUUCCUUAAAAGGUUUUCAAAGAUACUGAAGAACAUGAAAGAGAAGGAACUGGAGGAAGUGCGCAGUUCACUUAUCAAACUGAAGCAGCUGUCAGACAUUCACCUGAAGGAAGAAGUAUCCCGAAAUUGGAAUGAAAUAUCCUCUGGUGACUACCUAUUUGAUAGGCUAGAGAGGGAGGUGUCAUGCAUAAAAGAUAUUAAAAUGCCAGAGAUAAGGAAGUGGUACAAUGACCAUGUGUUGUGUGGCAAUAAAAGUAACUUGCGGAAACUGUCAGUUCAGGUUACUGGUGCUGCUGAUGCAGGUGAGACACCACAGACACAAGAGCAACAGCCGCCCUCACAUAGUAGAGUUCACGGACACAGUAAAACUCGCCAACCGCUGCAGAAAUGUUCUUCCAUUCAUAAUGGUCUGACAGUGGAGCUGUCUCUCCAGUUUGUUGCUGAAGGCGAUACAGAUGGUCACACUAAGAAACAUUUUAUCACUGACAUUGAAGACUUUAAGAAUGGACUUUUCAUUUAUCCUAUAAGCAGAAUUUGGCCCUAGAUGAAAAAUGCAGCCCAAGCAACCAAGAAAGAAUAUACUGUGUACAUUACUUGGAAUCUGCUGGAGUCUGUGGGGAAACAGUGGCAUUUCCAACUGGUGAUGUGGCCAUCUGACCAG
Cryptotermes secundus is the source of this 1492-nucleotide messenger RNA. RefSeq names its product nardilysin. The record is from RefSeq and is a predicted model, not a curated record. Lineage: Eukaryota; Metazoa; Arthropoda; Insecta; Blattodea; Kalotermitidae. Gene Ontology annotation, molecular function: metal ion binding.